UUUAAUUGUUGACAGUCAACAAGUGAAAACAAAUUAAAUUAUCUUGGUGUUGGUUAAUUGUGACACCUUAUAUUUUCUCAAUCGAUCUAAAUUGUUGAUCCUCAUCAAUUAAUUUAUUUUCCUCUUCAAUUCAAUGAUCAUUUUCGUAUCGAAAAAUCAACAACUUCAUUCAAACUGAUUUUCUGAAAAUCUUUUCAUUUCUAUUUCUAGAUCAUUCAAACAAAUCUCAACAUCGACAGUUUUUCAAUUGGUUUAACCUCUAAUUGUUAAUUUCUCUCAGUGAAUGAGUUACAUGUUUAAUUACAAUUAACUUGAUCAUUAGCUAUGCCAUCAAAUACUAACUUCAAGCAAUCUGAAUCAAUGAAUGAUUUAUCGGUUUCAAGUAUCGAGUCUGUGGAGAUUAACAAUGCAAAUAAAGGCCAAUUAGUUAAUCAAUAUUCACCAGCAAUCAGCCGAUCAUCAUUGUUGAUUAACCACCAACAGACUGAACCUGUACCCACCUCUAAUAACAAUGUAAAAUUAUCUAAUAAAACUGAUAAGUUUACACUUCCGUUGGCACUUGGUUCUAGUUUAGCGAUGCUUUUAGGUUCGAUUCCCUCUGGAUACAAUGUCGGAGUCGUUAAUACCCCGCAAAUGGUUCUUAAAUCUUUCUGUAACGAAACUUUAAUUGAGCGAGGUAUUCAUAUUUCCUCAACGAAACUUGACUUUCUAUGGUCAGUUUGUGUGUCCAGUUUACUUCUUGGAGCAAUUGUAGCAACAAAUUUCAGCAAUCAAUUGGCAAAUUGGACUGGAAGAAAAGGUGCUCUUCUCAUCUCUGGAUUAUUUGGUAUUAUCGGUUCCAUCCUAUUCUUUGGUUCAUAUUAUUUACGAUUUGUUCCAAUUCUUGUUGUUGCAAGAUUCAUCUCAGGAAUUCAUUCAGGUCUCACCUCAGGAUUGGUUCCUCUUUAUAUCGCUGAGAUUUCACCUGAAAACUUGAAAGGAGCAAUGGGAGUUUUUCAUGUCAUUGGACUGAACUUCGGUAUGUUGCUCGGUCAAAUAUUGGGUCAAGAAACUUCUGGAACUGAGAAAUGUUGGUCACUACUUUUGGGUCUAUCAGCCAUCUUCAUACUUCUUGGAUCGACACUUUACAAAUCAAGUCCAUCUAGUCCAGUUUAUCUGUUUAUCGUAAAAAAUAAAUUCAAAAAAGCAAUCAAAGAAUUGGCACUUAUUCGUCGUUCAUCUGUGUCACAGAUGGAAGAUGAAAUUGCUGUUCUAAAGAAAGAACAUAAAGAACAAGAAGCCAACAAAUCGAACUGGACAUUUUUCUCUGUAUUAUCGUCGCCCGAAUAUCGAGGAAAAGUUCUGUUGAUUAUUCUAAUUCACAUCGGUCAACAAUUCUCUGGUAUAAAUGCUGUUUUUUACUAUUCAACUUCUACAUUCUAUCAACUUGGAAUGACCAUGAAACAGGCUCAAUAUGGUUCCAUCGCUCUUGGUUUCAUCAACGCGUUCACGUGUUUCGUUGCGAUGCCUUUAUUGAAAAAAUGGCGACGUCGAACUUUGUUAUUCCUUAGCAUUUGGGGAGGAGUUUUUUGCCUAAUCGGUUUAACGAUCAUGAUUAAGAUUAAGGAUUCAUAUUCUUGGGCUCCAAUUGCAACCGUUGGAUUUUUCUUGGUAUUUGCUUUCAUAUUUGCCGUUGGAAAUGGUCCGAUUCCAUGGUUAAUUCCUGCUGAAAUGUUACCACAAGCAACUUUAGGCGCUGUUUGUGGAAUCGGCGGCUUGAUUAAUUGGCUUGGUAAUUUCAUCGUCGCUCUUUCAUUCCCAGUUCUUGAUAAUCUACUGGGUGAUUCUGUUUUCUUGAUCUAUGCUAUUUUCUGUACAUUUGAAGGAAUCAUCCUCUUCUUUUAUCUUCCUGAAACAAAUACCUUUACCAAGACAAUCUCAACAGAAAUCAUCUUACCUUCAUCAUCAACAGCAACAUCCACAUCUUCAUCACCAUUACCCAAACCAGCUGAUUCUCAGCAACAUGAUGAAGAUUAAUUUUCAAUCCGAUUUUUUUUAUCAUUCACAUUAUUUUUUGAUCAUUUUAAGGUUGAAAAUCAAUCAUCAACUGUUGGGCGAUUAAUCGUCAUUUUAUAUAUUUAAUAUAUUCACUUUGUGUCAACCAAUAAUUGCCAUGAAAAUCAGUAACAAAUUAAGCCAAUAAUUUGAUUACUUAAUGAUAAUCUCAUCAAUUCAUCUUCAUCAUUGUCAUCAUUUGUUAUUGUUUCAUUUCAUCUUUUGCAUUUUCUUCACCAAAUUUUCACCAAACAAUUUCAUUACCUUUUGUUAUCAUUGUUAUGAACUUCUCUGAUUGUUAUCAUGAUUGAAUAGAAUUAAAUUUUACAAUCUUAAUUAUGACAACGGAA
Molecule: messenger RNA, 2384 nt
Organism: Panonychus citri (citrus red mite)
Lineage: Eukaryota; Metazoa; Arthropoda; Arachnida; Trombidiformes; Tetranychidae
Product: solute carrier family 2, facilitated glucose transporter member 3-like
Biological process (GO): monosaccharide transmembrane transport
Cellular component (GO): membrane
Molecular function (GO): hexose transmembrane transporter activity
Source: RefSeq, a predicted model, not a curated record